AUGUUAGAGAUCAUUUUAGGUAAAUUUUGCCUAAAAAUUAAAGAAAAAAUAAUAAUUUUUCUUAUAAUUUUAAGUGCAGAUAAUUCACCUAGUCGUUAUGAAUUUUUAGUUGCACGAGAAUUUUUUAAAGAAUUGGGAGGAUUAUUUCAUGUAGUUGUUGCAAUACAAGCAGUUGAUUUUGAAAGUUUAUUAAGGCCAAAAUAUAUAGACAAAGCUUUGGAAAUAGAGGAUUUUUUACAAUAUAAAUUAAAGGUAGAAGAUGAAGGCAAAUAUUAUUCUUAUAGUGAUUUUUGUGGUGCUCAAUGUGAAACUUCUGAUGCUGUAAAUAUUUUCCUGACAGUUUAUAGAGAUGUAAAGCAUAGAGGAAAGGGAAAUAAUAUUAAAUUAACUUUCCCAACAAUUGAUGUUUUUGGACAUAAAAUUUAUUUGGCUAAUAAUAUAUUUCAAGUACAAUUAAAUAAUAGAUCUCGCCUCGUUGAAGGUGCUAAUUUAAUAGCAAUUAAUUUCCAUGCAAUAUAUCCAAAUUCAACAAUGGAAAGAGUUAUGAAGAAAUGGGAACAUGCAGUUUCUAAUUAUGCUUUUGAAACUUUAAAUGACCCUUUAAUUAGAUUAUUUGUUACUUCCGAAGGUUUGGUGUCUGAAGAAGUUAGAAGGACUGGAAUUGAAGUGUUGCCUUUAAUGCCUAUUAGUCUACUUGUCAUUAUGAUUUUUAUGGUGGUCAUUACUUCAAUAAAAAGUGAUCAAAUAAAAAGUAAACCUUGGGAAUCCCUUUUUGGUGUUUUUUGUCCAAUUCUUUCAAUUUUUGCUUCUUUUGGAAUUUUAUUUUGGCUCAAUUUUGAAUUUUUGCCAAUUGUUGUUGUCGUCCCCUUUCUUGUUUUGGCUAUUGGAGUUGACGAUGUUUUUAUUUUUCUUCAUUGUUGGGAAAAUACUGACCCCCAAAAAGCUUUAAGAGAAAGAAUUGCCGAUAUGUUGGGGAGUGCUGGGCCAUCAAUUACAAUUACUUCUUUAACUAAUUGGCUAAGUUUUACGAUUGGGAUAGCUACACCGACACCUGCUAUUCGGACAUUUUGUAUAUUUAUUUCAACGGCUGUCUUUUCUGCAUAUAUUUACCAAUUAUUUUUUUAUACGGCAAUUAUGACAAUUGGGGGGCGUAGAGAAAUGUCUGAAAGAAAUGCUUAUUUUUUAUUUUUUAAAUCCAAAAAAUUUAAACAUAUAAUUAACGGCAACAAUUUAAACAAAAAUUUGGAAAUUAAUAAAAAUAACAACAAAUAUUCUACAAAAAAAUUUACAAAAAUAUUAAUUCGUUGGUCAUCUAAUUUAAUUAAUAUUUAUGUUGAUUUUGUGAUGAGUUGGACAGCGAGAAUUUUACUUUUAUUUGUUAUGGUUAUUUAUUGGAGUUUUUCUGCUUAUGGAGUUUCUCAAAUUCGUGUUGGAUUAACAUCAGAAAAAUUAUUUUUGGAUGAUUCUCCUUUGCUAGAAUUGGUUAGAUUACAAACAAAUGUUAUAUUUAAAGAAGGAGGACAGAUGUCAGUAUUUAUUAACAAUCCUGGGGAUCUUCGGCAUCCCGAGGCUGUACCCGAAAUUAUGAAAAUUUUAGAAAGAUUUGAGCAUGCUUAUGGAAGUGUUGGAGCUUCGAGUACACAAAUGUGGCUAAAUACUUAUUUGCCUUUUAUUGGAUUACAAGUAAAUUUAAAAAAUAUUUCGAGGAAUAAUAAAACUCUUUUCUACUUUUUUUAA
Messenger RNA from Meloidogyne enterolobii, 1737 nucleotides. Lineage: Eukaryota; Metazoa; Nematoda; Chromadorea; Rhabditida; Meloidogynidae. The record is from the annotation of a GenBank genome assembly.